GGAAAUGAUAAACACAACGAAAACAAAUUUGGUCUUCAUACGCAAAUCGGCAAAGUACAUAAUAAUGUCACGAAUUCUCGUAGCUCCCAAUUCUGGUUCUGGAUCUGAAAGGAAGAUCGGUUAUCUCAGAAGCUCACCCACGUCUCUCUUCCACCAUGGGAAGACCUCGAGGAUCUCCAUUUCCGCUUCCGGCAUUGGUCACCCUUGCUAUAUUUCUCUCCUUCCACCAUGCCCGAUCUUUCUACCUCCCCGGCGUCGCCCCUGAAGAUUUCCAUAAGGGGGACAUGCUGUAUGUCAAAGUAAACAAACUGACUUCCACAAAGACUCAACUUCCUUACUCAUACUAUACUGUCCCUUUCUGCCAUCCAGAGAAAAUUAUUGACAGCAGAGAAAAUCUCGGGGAAGUACUGCAUGGUGACCGAAUUGAGAACUCCCCUUUUGUAUUUAAAAUGAGGGAACCAGAGAUGUGUCAUUUUCUUUGUCGGGUAGUUCUUGAUGAAAAAAGUGCAAAAGCAUUCAAGAAUAAGAUUGAAGAUGAGUACCGUGUAAACAUGAUUUUGGAUAAUCUUCCAUUGGUUGUUCCAGUUCGAAGGUUAGACCAAGAAAGUCCUCCUGCUUACCAGCAAGGUUACUAUAUUGGUGUUAAAGGACAAUAUGCUGGAAGCAAGGAUGAAAAGUUCUUUAUCCACAAUCACUUGACUUUUACAGUCAAGUAUCAUAAAGAUUUGCAGCUCGACUCAGCCAGGAUUGUUGGGUUCGAGGUCAUGCCAUACAGUGUGAAGCAUGAAUAUGAAGGUGAAUGGACUAACAAUACGCGUCUGACGACCUGCGAUCCGCAUGCGAAGCGGACAGUGUCUAACUCAAACUCUCCUCAAGAAGUUGAGAACAAACAAGAAAUCAUAUUCACCUAUGAUGUAGAGUUCCAGGAAAGUGAAGUGAAGUGGGCAUCAAGAUGGGAUGCCUAUCUUCUGAUGGCAGAUGAUCAAAUCCAUUGGUUUUCAGUUGUAAACUCUUUGAUGAUAGUUCUCUUCCUCUCGGGCAUGGUGGCAAUGAUUAUGCUGCGUACUUUGUAUCGUGACAUUUCCAGAUAUAAUGAACUUGAGACCCAGGAGGAAGCUCAGGAAGAAACUGGGUGGAAACUAGUGCAUGGUGAUGUCUUCAGGCCACCCAACAACUCAAAUCUGCUCUGCAUCUAUGUGGGGACUGGGGUGCAGUUUUUUGGUGUAAUGCUUGUGACAAUGAUAUUUGCUGUCCUAGGAUUUCUCUCCCCUUCGAAUCGUGGUGGUUUGAUGACAGCCAUGCUUUUACUAUGGGUUUUCAUGGGAUUGUUUGCUGGUUAUGCCUCUGCCCGUCUCUACAAGAUGUUUAAGGGUACUGAGUGGAAAGCAAUUGCCCUCAGGACUGCACUCCUUUUUCCGGGCACUGUCUUUGCCAUCUUUUUUGUUUUAAAUGCACUCAUCUGGGGGGAGAAGUCAUCAGGAGCAGUCCCAUUUGGGACGAUGUUUGCUCUUGUUGUCUUAUGGUUUGGAAUCUCAGUUCCCUUAGUUUAUGUUGGUAGUUACGUUGGCUUCAAGAAACUACCCAUUGAGCAUCCUGUGAAGACUAAUAAAAUUCCUAGGCAAAUCCCAGAACAAGCUUGGUAUAUGAACCCAAUUUUCUCUGUUCUGAUUGGAGGCAUACUCCCAUUUGGAGCUGUUUUCAUUGAGCUCUUCUUCAUCCUCACCUCAAUUUGGUUGAACCAGUUUUACUACCUCUUUGGGUUUCUCUUCAUCGUCUUCAUCAUCCUGAUGGUCACAUGCGCAGAGAUAACAAUUGUGCUCUGCUAUUUCCAGCUCUGCAGUGAGGACUACCUAUGGUGGUGGCGAUCCUACCUCACAUCAGGCUCAUCAGCGCUUUACCUCUUCCUUUAUGCAGCUUUCUAUUUCUUCACUAAGCUGGAAAUCACAAAGCCUGUUUCUGGAAUAUUGUAUUUUGGUUACAUGCUGAUAGCCUCUUAUGUGUUUUUUGUGCUGACUGGCACGAUUGGCUUUUAUGCGUGCUUCUGGUUCACGAGGCUCAUAUACUCGUCUGUCAAGAUCGACUGAUGAUUGCGGUGUAAGCCAACCAGCCAGCCAGCCUUUAGAUGUUUUUUUCGCUCUUUGCAUUUGCUUGCAGUUUC
Cuscuta europaea is the source of this 2158-nucleotide messenger RNA. The record is from the annotation of a GenBank genome assembly. NCBI's taxonomy places the organism in Eukaryota, Viridiplantae, Streptophyta, Magnoliopsida, Solanales, Convolvulaceae.